UGAACUGUAAAGCAUUAGGCACCACUGAAAUCGUGUUAAGAUCGAAAAAGAGAGAUAUUACUUUGGGUUAAUUCAAUUCAUUGACUAAUUUGCCCUCGUGAAUCUCAAGUAGACAAAGAGUAUUAUUUUAGUAUAUAGAAACAUUUCACUUUUGUGAGCUAUAAAUCUAUAAAAACAUCUUUUAUGCGCAUCAAUGCAUCAUCACAAGUGGUAAUAAACACUAUCGAAUUAUAUCAACAAAUAUAAGGAUGAAGGGAUUAAGCACAAUGAAGCUAUUCUUGCUCUUCCCCCUUUUGUUAGCCACCAUCGAGUAUGCUUCAUCUUCAUCCCCCUCCGUCAUCAUUAUCGGUGCCGGAAUGUCAGGUAUCUCGGCAGCAAAAAGACUUGAAGAUGCUGGGAUUAAGGAUUUUGUAAUACUAGAGGCAACGAAUAGAAUUGGUGGGAGAAUUAAGAAGACUGAAUUUGCAGGCUAUACAGUUGAAAUGGGUGCUAAUUGGCUUCAUGGAGUUGGAGGUCGCAUGAGAAAUCCUCUCUAUGAGAUGUCCAAGCAAAUCCACCUUAAGAAAUUCUACUCCGAUUUUAGCAAUAUCUCUUCGAACACCUAUAAACAAGAGGGUGGAUUGUACAAAAAAGAUGAGGUGGAUGCAGCUAUUAAUAAAGUCGACAAAACAAUUGAAGAUGGAGUGAAGUAUUCAAAUAUUUUAAAUUCAGAGAAGGAUGGUAAUGAUAAUAAUGAUAUGUCUAUUUUGGCUUUUGAACGUCUUUAUAAAAGGGAACCAAGAACGAAGCUAGAAAGAGCGGUAGACUUCUUCAACUUUGAUGCAGAACAAGGGCAGGCACCCAGAGUUACUAGCUUGAAGCAUGUUCUACCAUUUCCUGAGGGCCAUUAUUAUGGUGAAAAUUCUUACUUUGUAGCAGAUUCAAGAGGCUUUGAGAGUUUGGUUCAUCUUAUUGCCAAACAAUUUCUCUCUUAUAAGAAUGGUGUAGUCAACGAUCCUAGGGUCAAGUUUAAUCAGGUAGUAAAUAAGAUUGAACAAUCAAAAAAUGGUGUAUUGGUAAGGACAGAGGAUGGCAAGAAAUACCAAGCCAACCUCGUUAUUGUGUCUGCUAGCCUUGGUGUCUUACAAAGUGACCUUAUCAGCUUCAAACCUCAACUUCCAUUAUGGAAAAGGCGUGCAAUAUCAGAAUUCAGCAUAGGAAUUUAUACCAAAAUCUUCCUCAAGUUCCCUCGUACAUUUUGGCCUGUAGCCAAUGGCACCGAAUUUUCCUUGUAUGUUCAUGAAAGACGAGGAUAUUAUACCUAUUGGCAGCGCUUGCACAAUGAGUAUCCCGAAUCACACCUUAUGCUAGUUACAGUGGAAGAUGAUGAGUCUAUAAGAGUAGAACAACAAUCUGAUGAAGAAACAAAAGCAGAAAUAAUGGAAGUUUUGAGAAAAAUGUUUGGAAAAGACAUUCCAGAAGCUACACAUAUACUAAUUCCUAGAUGGAAAUCAGAUAGAUUCUAUCAAGGUUCCUACUCAAAUUGGCCUGUUGGCUAUUCUCAAAAACGCCAUGACCAAUUAAAGGCUCCAGUUGGUCAAGUAUACUUCACAGGAGAACAUACACACAGUACAUUUUUUGGAUAUGCAAGUGGUGCAUACUUUGCAGGUAUCAAUACAGCAAGGGAAGUAAUUAACUGCUUGAAGAAUAAAAGAUUUUGCAGAGGUGUCCGCCACGGAUAAGUCCUAACGAGAAUAUUAGGGAUGAUAUUGGACUUUAAUUUUUUUUCUUUCUAAUUCAUUGAAUGAAGUACUCGACCUCUAGGUGAGGAGUUUCAGAAAAGUGGUGAUUGAAUAUUGUAUGUUUCCUAUGUUGAUCUUGUGUUUUAAAAAACAUGGUGCUCCAUUUCAAUCAUGAAAGUGUUUAAUUAUUACA
Messenger RNA from Beta vulgaris subsp. vulgaris (sugar beet), 1914 nucleotides. RefSeq names its product polyamine oxidase 1. The transcript has 9 exons. Gene Ontology annotation, molecular function: oxidoreductase activity. Lineage: Eukaryota; Viridiplantae; Streptophyta; Magnoliopsida; Caryophyllales; Amaranthaceae. The record is from RefSeq and is a predicted model, not a curated record. The coding region runs from base 249 to 1721 and encodes 490 amino acids.